GUUCACUUGUUGGGGUGCGUAGCACAAUGACGGAUUCCCAUAAGUAACACCGUUUAAAAAUGAAUUGCACUAGUAACUUAGCUCAUAAAGACGUGUGCUCGCAUUAGUACAACUGUUCAGUAGUAACAUUAGCCGACAGCCGUAGCCGUAGUGACAACGUCGGCACGCGCUUAGCUUGCGACGCCAACGUCUUGCCAACGUGAUGGGAUAAAGCACGCUCACAAUUCUUCACAUGGAGAGAUGAGUGCGAUGGAGAUCAUACUUGCAUUGAAAUCUCUAUCAAAUAUCGGAGUGACUAUUUCGGGAGAUCAUCUAAACACUGUCAAACAAUGCUUUCAAGAAAAAGACAAUCCCACUGAAGUCCGAAUAACUGCGCUCAAAGCUUUCAGUGACAUUCCAUGCCACAUCCGAGGAAAUGCAGCCAUGGAAGUUCUAGCUGAAAGCAGUGAGGAUUCUGAGAUCCGCAUUGCUGCAUACUUAGGAGUGAUGAAGUGUGUUGAUUAUAAAAUCUUUUUAACCAUCAAGGAUCUUUUGAAUCGUGAAGAAGUCAAUCAAGUUGGCUCUUUCAUCUGGACUCGCUUGAACAAUUUGGCUACCACCUCCCUGCCAUCCAAGUUGGAAAUUCAAGGUCUUAUUAUUGAUCAGAACAUGGUUAAAAAAUUUGACACGGAUGCUAGGAAAUUCUCUAGGAAUUACGAGAAGUCGAUUUUACUUGACCAGUACAACGCUGCCGCUAGCUUGGAAAGCAACAGUAUCGUUUUCUCUCAAAAUUCUUACUUGCCUCGUUCGGCAUCGCUUAACUUUACUGUUGAUAUUUUUGGCCAAUCUGUUAAUCUACUUGAGUUUGAUGGGCGAAUGAAGGAAUUCGAACUUUAUAUCGAGUCACUUUUCGGACCAGGUGGUCUUUACCACCAGAAGGAAGUAGGAUACAUUUUGGAAUCAUUGCGCUCCAAAAUAAAAGUGACUCCAUCUUCUCCUAACCAGCCAGAUGCUGGAAAACUCAAAGUGAUGGGCGAGCAAUUCGAUGCUGUAAGCCGCUUUACAGAUGAACCAGAGAUGUCAAUGUCGAUGAAGGUCUUCGGAAAUGAAAUAGGGUACGGACACUGGGAAGGUCGCAACGAGAUUUUGGAACGCUUCCGAAAACUCAAUCCUACUUCGAAACUCCACAAUUUGAUGAACGGCGAAGAAAAUCAGUUUAGCUACGCGUCCCAGUACAUCGAUUCGACUCACACUAUACCGUUAGGUGUCGGUUUGCCUCUCAACUUGGUGGCACAGGGUCAGGUGGUUGCUGAGAUCCGCGGGAACAUGCGGACGGAUCUGAAAUCAAUUUUUUCAAGUGGCAAAGGAGAAGUCGUCUGGAAGGUCCAUCCCAGCGCAGCAGUUAUCUUCAACGGAGCGAUGACUGUCGAUGCUAUUGCUGUAAAAACCGGAGUGACGUUGGAGACAACUCUUCACAGUUCAGUGAGCACUUCUGGUAAAUUUUCGCUCGACGGACUGAGGUUAUUCGACUUGCAAAUAGAUUUUCCACAAGAGAAAGCCGAGAUCAUUACGUUCAAGAGUGAUCUUACGCUUACCCACCGUAAUGUUAAGACAUCCCUGGAUGGGAUAGUAGACAACCGAGUGGAAAUGUCAGAUUGCACAGGUGGUCUCACCCAGCGCUAUCUCGGCCUGCAGAUUUGCUCCAAAGUGGGCUACCCGAACGCAUCGGAACAGGAGAGCUUAGCAUAUUUCCCAUUGACCGGACCCAGCCAUUUGAGUAUGGAAUUGACCAAACUCGAUCCAGCAAUAACGUCAUAUCGUUUCCUUCAUAAAGUAGAAAAAUACCGAGGCUAUCAAAUUAUGGACUUUGAGUUUCCACCCAGAAGGAGCAAAAGAGUCGAAGGAAGUUGGACUCAAAGCUGGAAUUGAAUAUAAAGAAUCUGAUUCCGGCUUUCUUGAAUUUAACUUAAUGCUCCCUAGUAGAAAUUACGAAACUAAAGGUACGUUCGUAUGGAAGGAGGAGAUGAAAAAAAUUGAAGCAUCUUUAAUGCGUGAUACCAAAGAAAAGCUGCUAGUAGUGAAGGCUGGUCUGGAUAGAUCUGCUUGUUCCAAGCAAUCUGCUGUGAUUUGCUAUCAGCCCACACUGACUUUGAUCCUCAGCAACAAAAAAUUAGUUAAUCUUGAUGGAAACAUUAAAUUGACGGAGAAACAAGGGAAGCGCAAUUAUGAACUGGGCCUCAAUUCAACGAUAGGCAGCUGGAGCACUGUUUCUAAAGGCUAUUACUUAAUGGAUGAGAAAUCGCAUGUAUCCAAUUUCACCGUCGAUUACACGUCUAAUCCCAGAACCCGCCAGAGAGGAUUCAAAUCGAAAUCAAAAUGAAUAAAGAGUCGUCGCAAGGAUUUCGGCAGUUGGAUAUACACCUGGGAGUGGAACCAUCCGCAUAUCCGAAUCGAAAUUUCGUCGGUAACUGGAGAUUGCAACGAGGACUGGGGCAUUUCGAAAACGUGUUGAUGAUGAACAUCGGGCCGAUGCCUCGUGAUAAUCGCAAUUCUUUAACGAUUCACCAAGGAUUCAGUUAUUCUGUCGGCUUGAGUCAGAAUUUGAAAUUGAAAAGUCAUUUCGAGAUGACUCUGCCAGCCAAGGGGCUUUAUGUCGGUUUGAUUAUCGGGCAUGAACAGACCGAUUACAAGACGGACUCGCUUUUUAUUGGAAGAUACGCACCUGACAAGGAGCUCCAGUGUGGAUUGCUGUUUGUGAAAACCCCAGGCGUAUUGCUGAAAGCUAGCGGUGCUUUCAAUUUAACUCUCCGGUCAUCAAAUUGAAUGUAAAAAUCCAGGAGCAAUCUAAAAAUAAUUACAGGGUUGAUGCUGACGGAAUUUGGGGACAAGACACGGAUUUCCAAUUAAGCAGUAUGUACGAUAACCAAGUACAAAGUACGCACUCCAUUCAACAACCUGACUGUGGAAGUAACCGGUUCAACUAUAUAUCCAACCGAAUUCGUUUAUACCUAUAAAACCAAUCACACUGCUUUAGAAGCUAAAGUGCAAUCGAGUUAUGGCAAAGACGCGGUUUCGUUCUACAUCUUGCAAGAAAAUCCAACCAAAGAAGAAUCAAAGAUUGCUACUAAAAUUGGUUACUUAAACUAUCUUCACACUGCUGAUGGUUACUGGAAGGAUCUUCCAGAUGGCAAGAAAGGAACUCUGGACAUUCACGUUGACAAGGUCAUGACCGUUAGAAGUGUUUUUAGCACCGAUGUAGCAACAAACGGACGCCGUGAUGUCUCUCUGGACGUUCAGUGGAACCCCAAUCGCAAUCCUCAAAAGAAACUCAUUAUUAAAACCACAUUCGAACCUUCUAAUCUUAAUCCUCGAGACUGGAUAAGUGCCGUCAUUCUCAGUUAUCCUGGCUCAUUUAUCAGAGGAAAUUUCGCCGCUCUUACCCAGA
This is a messenger RNA of Daphnia pulex (common water flea), 3424 nucleotides long. Its product is annotated as apolipophorins-like. The coding region runs from base 241 to 1908 and encodes 555 amino acids. Gene Ontology annotation, biological process: lipid transport. Gene Ontology annotation, molecular function: lipid carrier activity. Lineage: Eukaryota; Metazoa; Arthropoda; Branchiopoda; Diplostraca; Daphniidae. The record is from RefSeq and is a predicted model, not a curated record. The transcript has 18 exons.